Molecule: messenger RNA, 1278 nt
Organism: Cooperia oncophora
Lineage: Eukaryota; Metazoa; Nematoda; Chromadorea; Rhabditida; Trichostrongylidae
Source: the annotation of a GenBank genome assembly
AUGUCGUUUCACACGCCGGUGAAGGCGUUAAACCCGGUGGACACGAAGCUACCCGAUCAUGUUGUCAAGGGCGCUGUGAUUGUGGAUGAAAAGAUCCACAAGUGGAAUCCAAGUGUCGUACUUGAAGCUAAUGGACCUAUGUCAGCCUUCAUAGUAAUAGACAAGAAGUCGGGAGAUGUCAAUGAAGUUAUAAAGCGAGUUGUGGUGGACUUGAAGUUACCCUCUAGCGAGGAGUACGGGCUGGUUUUUGAAGAGCCGAAAGCUUUCCUCACGCCUUCCAAUCUCUGUCGAGUGAGCCAUGGAUUUAUGCUCACUGUGACUGCCGCUCCGAGUCACUACGUGGGACGAAUUCAUGCAGCUCUUUUGAAUCGCGGCGAGAAUUUUGAUGACAUUGAAUGGGCCUUGAAUGCCCUGGAGUCAUUCUCUUCGAGUCACUACGUGGGACGAAUUCAUGCAGCUCUUUUGAAUCGCGGCGAGAAUUUUGAUGACAUUGAAUGGGCCUUGAAUGCCCUGGAGUCAUUCUCUUCGGAUCCCUGCUUCGUGUCGUGUUUCUACAGGUUGUCCAGUAUUCAGCUUUUGUAUGACCUUCUCGCUGAUGAUAGAAUUGAAAGCAGUCAAUCGUGCCUCAGUCUUUGCCUGAGUUCUCUUCGAUCAGUUCUUCAGUUAGAAGUGGACGGUAUAGGAUGGAGCAGAGCUUCACCUGUUCUAGUCAGCAAGCUUGCUACCUUGGUUACGGGAAGAGCAAAACGAGAGGAUUCCAAUGUGGUCUUGAUUGCUUUAGGAAUGAUUGAACAGCUUCUGAAUAGCGACAGUGAAGUUAUUCGAGAUCUUGUGUUGUCUGAAGUGCCUGCUCAGUCACUUAUUCGUCAUUUGGAGAAAUCUGACGAAAGGGUAGCCCUUGCAGCUUUGUCACUUAUGAAUGCAUUGCACAAUAAAAGCGACGCACCAAGUCGUGAGCAAAUUGUGAAGCAUUUCGCAUCUGUACCUUUCCACACGGCAAUCAGAGGAAGUGUGCUGCGAGAAGGUCGAUCACGCGAUGCAGCUCUUCUUUGUCAACUCGUACCUUUGCAGCGGCUACUUAUCGCAGAACACACAAAAUUUCUGGGAAUGCCUGUGAUAAGAAGCCGCGAUGUAAUUCGUUCAUCGGCUAGUGAUGAUACACAACUGAACGAGUGGACGGAUCAACUUCUCACUGCACCGUUGGGUAAACUCGCCAUCGAUACCUUUGCAAAGGUAUCGCUGAUGGCAAACAUUCUGAGGAACUUUGCGAAUUCGUGA